Messenger RNA from Paramisgurnus dabryanus, 3515 nucleotides. RefSeq names its product transient receptor potential cation channel subfamily V member 1-like. Gene Ontology annotation, cellular component: plasma membrane. Gene Ontology annotation, biological process: calcium ion import across plasma membrane. Lineage: Eukaryota; Metazoa; Chordata; Actinopteri; Cypriniformes; Cobitidae. Gene Ontology annotation, molecular function: calcium channel activity; protein binding. The record is from RefSeq and is a predicted model, not a curated record.
GAGAGAGCGAGAGACAGUUAUUACUCACAACCUCACUGUGUUCAUGGUAUCAAGCUCCUGAACAUUUUAACAAAUCUGGAAACUUUGUCUAACAGAAACUACAAAACUUAAAAUUGAUCCUAAAACUGAUUGCUUUUAGCUUUGACUACAGCUGUGAGACUACGAAGACUUCACUAUGAGUAAAUCAAACGACAGCAGCCCCACAUCUUUCACCCUGGAGACGGAUGACAGGACGAAUGAAGAGAGGUCAAAAAAAGUGAAGAAAAAAGAAAAGAUGCCCAUGGACACAUAUUUGCAAGAAGAUGUAGUGGACGACACACCGAAAAUUAAAUUCAACUUAAACUUUGACAAGGGAAUUAGAAAUGUGAAAGAGGAACCAGGACAAGACACUGAGGCCUUUACGGUCAAGAAGCUGUUUGAGGCCGUUUCCAGUGGUGAUGUCUCUAAACUGCAGGGUUUACAUGAGUACCUGCACAAAAGCAUGAAACAUCUCACCGACUCCCAAUAUAAGCCCAAUGGAAAGACAGCCUUGCACAAAGCUCUUUUAAACUUGAAGGAUGGUGAAAAUGACACUAUUGAAUAUCUGCUCGACAUUGCAGAGAAGAUGGGAGAUUUGACGAAUUUCCUCAAUGCUGCAUACACAGACAGUUUCUACAAAGGUCAGACAGCUCUACAUGUUGCCAUUGAAAGGAGGAGUGCAAAGUUUGUACAUAUGCUGGUUAAGAAAGGUGCUGAUGUCCACGCUACGGCCUGUGGGAAAUUCUUUCAGCCCAGUGAAGGGAUGUGCUUCUAUUUUGGUGAGUUGCCGUUGUCACUGGCCGCUUGUACUAAUCAGACAGACAUUGUGGAUUUCCUGAUGGAAAACCCAUAUCAGCCAGUGGAUGUCACUAAAAAGGAUUCGCAUGGAAACAUGGUGCUUCACGCUCUAGUAGCCAUAGCAGAUAACAGCAAGGAGAACACAGAGUUUGUCAUUGCCAUGUAUGACCACAUCUUAAGGAAAGUCGCUCAACUCCACCCUAAAACAAAGCUGGAGGAAAUCGAAAACAAUCAGGGACUAACAUCGAUCAAACUAGCAGCCAAGACCGGAAAAUUUGGGCUGUUUAAGCACAUAGUGCAGCGAGAGUUUAAAGAUUGCAGGCAGCUCUCUCGAAAGAUCACGGAGUGGGCAUAUGGUCCAGUCUGCUCCUCACUUUACGAUCUCGAUUCCCUGGACAGCUACGAGAAGAACUCUGUGCUGGAGAUUGUUGUUUAUGGCAGCGAGAUUCCUAACCGUCUUGAGAUGCUUCAUAUUGAGCCCCUUAAUAAACUCCUUGAAGAGAAGUGGGAGAGAUAUGCUCAACGUAUUUUCUUGGUCAACUUUAUUGUUUAUCUUGCCUACCUUCUCACCUUCACAACAGUAGCUUGUUACCGGCAAGAAGGAAAGCCUCCAUUUAAAUACGACAAGGAAACUCAUCACCUGUUUUUGAUAGGACACAUGAUUAGUGCCAUCGGAGCUCUUUACUUCUUUUUUAGAGGGUUAUUAGAUUUGAUCAGGAAGCGUCAGAGAUUUCAGUGCUUGGUGAUAGACGGAUACGCUGAUCAACUUUUUUUUCUGCAGGCUCUGCUCUUUAUAGUGUGUGCUGUACUGUAUUUUUGUGGUCAAGGGGAAUAUCUGGCCUUUCUGGUUUUGAGUCUUGCUUUGAGCUGGAUAAAUCUACUCUACUUCUCCAGAGGAUCCAAAUUUAUGGGAAUCUACAGUGUCAUGAUACAAAAGAUGAUUCUGGGAGAAAUUCGGAGAUUCGUUGUCGUGUAUAUGGUCUUUCUCAUUGGAUUCACUACAGCUGUGGUAACUCUUCUUCGUGGUAAACCAAAUAAACCUGUUAAUGCUACUGGAGACUGCCUGACACCGGAAUUUGAUAAUGUCUACCGCACCAUUCUGGAGUUGUUCAAGUUUGCCAUUGGCAUGGGAGAUCUGGAGUUCACAGAUCAGUAUGAAUACCAGACAGUCUUCUAUGUGCUGCUGAUCUUGUAUAUAGUGUUGACCUACAUACUGCUGCUAAACAUGCUGAUCGCACUGAUGAAUAAAAGCGUGGAGGAUACACACAAAGAGAGCACCAGUAUCUGGAAACUACAGCGUGCUAUGAGCACCUUGGACAUGGAGUGUUUUUUUCCUCGCUAUCUUAAAGAAAGGCUGCGCUCAGGGGAAGAAAAAGACCUGGGUGAUGGACUGGAAUCUGAUCGACGAUGGUGCUUCAGUGUGGAGGAAGUUAACUGGAACCAAUGGAACAGAAACCUGUCUAUAAUCAAUGAGGAUCCUGGGAGCUUAUGCACGAGUGGACCUUCCCCAUCUAACCCCAAAAGAGAUAUUAGCAGGCUUGGACUCCUCCCAGCUUUCAGUAAGCGGUGGACACAAAGAAUACAAAGAACACAACCCAGUGAUGCACAAGAGCUCAGUCCUCUAGCUGAAGUCUCUACUAGCGCCAUCUGAUGGUCUCACAACAUCAUCACUGUGUGAAAUCUGUAGAAUGCCAGGUUUAAGACUCGUUUCGGGAACAAGCUGUUAAAAAGUAUUUAAUCUAAUGAAUGUGCAAUCAAAUUGUACUAAUUUAAUAGUGGGCGAAACAGGGUAAAUGUUUUUUGUGUUAUUAAAUGUUCAUUUCAGUGGUCUAGGAAUGAAAAGCUUUGAUUGGUUAAAAAUGGACUUUAGUUCUAAAAUAAUAUGGAACAUCUUUUUUUACUUAAAUCCUUUCUCUCACUUUCCCGCAUUUUCCUCACCUAUGUAAGUCGCUUUGGAUAAAAACGUCUGCGAAAUGCCUUAAUGUUAAUGUACAAUCUGCACAAAGCAUAAAUGCUUGUAGGGUCCUUUUUAUUUUUUUGAUGAACAUCAGGAUAUUUUACUGUUUUAUGAAGAUCUUUAUAAUAGUGCAGUAGCCCUUAUAACUUGAUAUGCUUACUUUAAAGUUCCAAUGAAAUCAAAAUGGACAAUUCUUUAAAGUGGAAAUUAAGCAAUUUUAGUAAAUGGACUUCUACUCUAUUAAAAAAUAUAUAACAAAUACUAAGUGCCUAUUUUGACAUGCUAUAAUAAAUUAUUUAUAUGGUAUUUUGAGCUAAAAUUUCACAUACGCACUCUGGGGACACCAGAGACCUAUUUUACAUCUUGUAAACAUGGGCUUGAAAUGUCUCCUUUAAAUUUAAAUAUUGUAAAUAUUGUUAAACAAUUUGUGAUACAAUAAGGCAGAAUAUCAUUUGUGAUAGAGUUUCCAAAACCAAAUUCUCCAAGGCACCCAUUUUGGUCUUUAUAAUUAAAAUGAUCAACACAUAUUACUAGUUUGUAAGGGUUUUGUGUCAUUUAUGUGCACUACCAUAAAUUUGCAAACCAUAAUCUGGUAAAAAUGAAUGAUGUAAACAUUCUUUGAUGUAAACAUUCACUAAUGUGUUGUAAAUCUAUAACACUGCAUACUAUUACAUAAGCUCCCAGUCUAUAACAGAAUGUCAUUUCAUGAGUAUAUUUCAAUAAAAUGCACACAUGUUUGCAA